This is a messenger RNA of Cherax quadricarinatus, 3213 nucleotides long. Its product is annotated as mucin-3A-like. The record is from RefSeq and is a predicted model, not a curated record. NCBI's taxonomy places the organism in Eukaryota, Metazoa, Arthropoda, Malacostraca, Decapoda, Parastacidae.
UACCUAGGAACUAGCGUGCCUGUGGGGAAAAAAAAAAAAAAAAAAAAAAAAAAAGGAAGGGCAAAAGGGAGGGAUGGGGAGGAGGAGGAGGAAAGGAAAAAGGGGAGGAUGGGAUAGGGAACGGGGGAUUGGGGGGUAAUUAGGUUCGGUCUGAGGAAGGAGACCGACAGGUCUAAUUCCUCAGACCAAGAGCCUCUUCACCACGCCAAGGAGCCCCCCUUGAAGAGGUAACCCCCUAUAAAAAUUUUCAUAAAACCCACAAGAGAUGUCAAAUACGUAAGCCCAACAUCAAGGAGACAGUUUUUAACGAGUCCAUGGACAUUGUUCAUCAGAAUUACGAAUAGUAUGUAGCAAACGAGUGUCUUUGGGCAAGUGUCCAGGGCGUUUCAAAUAUCAAGGCUCAAGCCACGUUAACACACAGUAACAAGACUGUGUUAGUCCAUUAGUAAUUACCAAGUGACAACCAUCCCCCUCCCACCAGUAACAACUAAUUACUCACCCCAAAAUACCCCUCCACCAGCAGCCAACCCCCGGCCCUUUCCCUAACGACCUUCCUUCCUCCCCACAAACAACCAUUGACGUCAUCACAUCCCUCCCCCCAGGUCAAUGGCACCAUUUAGCCAUGGAGGUCAAGAAUAGUGGCGCCACUAAUCACUCCUCUGCCAUCCACCUCCAGCUCCUCCAGUUCCAUCAGCCUGUGACAUUGUUUUGGUGUGUUGCAGCUGAUGACAUCCCUGAAGACUUGCAACUGCCCACAACACGGACUUCACCACACAGCAGCUGCCCACAACACGGACUUCACCACACAGCAGCUGCCCACAACACGGACUUCACCACACAGCAGCUGCCCACAACACGGACUUCACCACACAGCAGCUGCCCACAACACGGACUUCACCACACAGCAGCUGCCCACAACACGGACUUCACCACACAGCAGCUGCCCACAACACGGACUUCACCACACAGCAGCUGCCCACAACACGGACUUCACCACACAGCAGCUGCCCACAACACGGACUUCACCACACAGCAGCUGCCCACAACACGGACUUCACCACACAGCAGCUGCCCACAACACGGACUUCACCACACAGCAGCUGCCCACAACACGGACUUCACCACACAGCAGCUGCCCACAACACGGACUUCACCACACAGCAGCUGCCCACAACACGGACUUCACCACACAGCAGCUGCCCACAACACGGACUUCACCACACAGCAGCUGCCCACAACACGGACUUCAUCACACAGCAGCUGCCCACAACACGGACUUCACCACACAGCAGCUGCCCACAACACGGUCUUCACCACACAGCAGGUGUCCACAUGGAGAAUAUCUUCAACCUACAAGAUUCGAUAAACUUAAAAGCAUUAAUUAAAAUGUAAUAAUAAAAGUCUAUGUAAAAUCAAGGGGGUCUAGGUAAGAUCAAGACUCUCCCUCCCAAGACUCACGAAAUCGUAAUGACACGAUUGCAAACAAACCAUACCACGGGUGGGGUUUGAACCCACGCGCAGUCAGUGUCUCAACCGACCGUCUAGUUUUGAGACACCGACCGUGGGUUCAAACCCCCUCUGUGGUAUGGUUUCUCCCUACCAAGAUGCUCUAAUACAGACUCUGGAGUCGUAAGCGCUAAACCCACAUGGUUAUGCUACUGAAAAUAUUUUUGGGACGUCAAAGCAUAAAAUUACUUGGCCAGGUCCUCUACAACCCUAUUGAAAAUAGGAAGAUGUGGUUAAUUUAACAUUUUCGAGGAAUUAUUGAUUUUCUGGCUAUAAUAAAUUCUGCCUAAGGAAAAUUUAUCCCGUCAUAUGAAGCUAAACCUUUGGUUGUGUUGUUUUAAAAACAGGUUAGACAAAUGAGUGGUUAAGAUUUCGUUCGGAUUUUUAACCUCGGAGGGUUAGCCACCCAGGAUAACCCAAAAAAGUCAGUGCGUCAUCGAGGACUAACUUAUUUCCAUUGGGGGUCUUCUAUCUUGUCCCCAAGGAUGCGACCCACACCAGUCGAGAGUUGGACCUGCCUAGCAUGGAUCAAUGGGCCUGCUUCAGUGCUCUGUCUUAAUAUAUAUGCCUGAUUUAAUAGGCUUUCCUUACACCCGGCAUCAAGACCUUUGCCAUUACCCUCAUCAGUUAGUUUAAUAUCAUUAUGCACCCCAUACGCAUCCUGUGGGCGGUAGUCAAAAGAUUACAGAGGUACGUAUGGGUCAGAGACUGGACCCCUAAGUUAUGAUAGCUGAACUAGUUACAGGGGUAAUGAACUCCAGGUAGAUCUGGUCACAAUCAUGACAAGUUACAAAGGUAAUGAACCAUCUACACUCCUAUACAUGGUUACAACCAUGAACAAAUUACAAAGUAAUCAGCCACUGACACGUCCACACCCGGUCACAACUGUAAUGAGUUAUAAAUACAAAUAUUAAGUGGGUCAUACACCCACACGAGUGCACGCACACUAAAUUAUCGUAGUAUAAUUAUUAACCCGGUAGAUUAACACAGAAUUACCCAGUCAAGUAUGCCCAAGCUUACUGCAGUGUUCCUCCUUUAUGUGAAUAGUGCCAUUAGAUAUAAAGUAACAUGCCCAUUUGUGCCUGGGAUCGAAUUCCUUUUCUUCAGUUGACGCCACUACCAACUGAGCCAUGAUAUAUCAUUUACACAUUUCAUCUUUGCUUCCUACACUCGUGCAGGAUGGGCAUAGGCUGCGUAAUAAAGAUAUUAGACUAAAACUUCAUAAAAUCUAAUCAGUAUUCAGUUCUAAGCUUCACAACUCCAAUAUUUAUUUCCACCCCAUUCAAGGUAACCUAUAGAAUACAUUCCUCAUUGUUUCCUGGCCAGAGAUUUCAUCUCUGGUCAGGAGAUAAGCUAAUACUUCUCACUAAGCUACUUUUGAUAUCAAUGUUAAACCUAAAACCCAAUCUAACUUUAUUAUUUUUUAAAUACACUACCUAACAGAAUACUCCAUAUGACUGAAUGUACAACAAUGCAUGCAACCAUAUGACCUGUCUUUGUAAUACUCACUUGUGCUUUAUAGUUAUCUGUUUACAUUAAUGUUUUAUCACUGAUUUCAUCAUUGCUUAGUUAAUCUUAAGUUAAUUUUAAGCCAGCCCGUAAUGCUAUGCAUAGUAUAAGUGGCUUUGGCAUGCUGCUCUUAUCUGUAUUUUUUUGUACCUCUGUAUGUGUGCUCAAAUUGUUAAUAAAUAAAAUAAAUAAAUAAAU